AUGAACAUGCCGGAUGUGCCCGUCAACGUCGAGGUAAAUCCCAACGAAGAUACAGAAUGGAACGAUAUCCUCCGCAAACACGGCAUCAUCCCCGAAAAGCCUCCUUCUCCGACGCCGAUGAUUGAAGAAGCCCUGCAGGAAGCCCGCCGCCUCGCACACGAAAACAGAUUAGAGGGGAAAGACUUGGACGAAUUGGCGGAGCUCGAAGACGAGGAGGACGAAGAUUUCUUGGAGGAGUAUCGCAAAAAGCGCCUAGCAGAACUCUUGACCAUCUCCGCCGCCUCCGUGUACAACGAGGUGUACCAUCUUCAGAAACCCGACUACUCCCGUGAAGUCACUGAGGCUUCAAAACAGUGUUUCGUCUUCGUCCUGUUGACCUCGAGUCAAGGCACCAACACAGAGUCGAGGGUGCUGAUAGAGAUCUGGCGCCAGCUCGCGACCAAGUUCGGCGAUGUCAAGUUCUGUCAGAUCCGAGCGGAGCUGUGUAUCGAAGGCUAUCCGGACCGAAAUACACCGACGAUACUGGUGUAUAAGGACGGUGAUAUCAGGAGACAGAUUGUUACGCUGAGAGAGCUAAACGGCGUGAGAACCAAUAUCGAAGACCUCGAGAAAGUGCUUGUGGAUGUGGGCGCGGUUAAGGCGACCGACUCGCGGCUGCAGCGCAAAGUACAGAAUGAUGAUCUGGCUGGCGGGACAAAUAAAAUACGGCAAGGGACCGUCGGUCAAAUGGAAGGCGACGAAGAUAGCGAUUGGGAUUGA
Molecule: messenger RNA, 759 nt
Organism: Coniosporium apollinis CBS 100218
Lineage: Eukaryota; Fungi; Ascomycota; Dothideomycetes
Exons: 4
Coding region: 1-759 (252 amino acids)
Biological process (GO): protein folding
Cellular component (GO): cytoplasm
Source: RefSeq, a predicted model, not a curated record